Molecule: messenger RNA, 1098 nt
Organism: Chlamydomonas reinhardtii
Lineage: Eukaryota; Viridiplantae; Chlorophyta; Chlorophyceae; Chlamydomonadales; Chlamydomonadaceae
Exons: 4
Coding region: 212-664 (150 amino acids)
Source: RefSeq, a predicted model, not a curated record
CAUUACUUGCAUCUAGUUGGAUAAUCGCUUGUAGUAACACACAGCGGUUGUGGAGCCACGCUUGUAUGGUUUGCGCGCCUCUUCUUCGCAAGCGGUGUUUCUUCUUUGCGAGGCGUUGGAUCCCUCCUCGGCACUUGCAGCCCGCCUGCAUUGAAGGGCAGCGCACCGACAGCAGCCAAACGGGCUGAGAGUGGAGAACGGAGAGCGAAGAAUGAUGCUCGCCAAGACUCGUGCUUCUAUUGCUCCGCGCGCCCGUGCUCGCAUCGUCGUGGUGCGCCUGGGCCGCGUCAGCAUUUUGUGCCGCGCCUGGCCUUGGCCGGGCCGCGACAAGCCCUCGGCGCCGAGCACCUCUCCGCCAGCCGCUGAUGUGACCAUGGUGCUGACUGUGGUUGGCAGCUGCCUGACGCUGUUCUCGGCGCUGUACAUGGUGCUGGCUGGGCUGAAGGCGGAGAUCAGCUCCGAUAUGACAGAUCUCAAAACGGAGCUCCGCUCCGAUAUGACAGAUUUCAAAAAGGAGCUCCGCGCGGAUCUAAGGCAGGCGGAGGACCGUUGGUACACGGUUUCCCGCGACACUGCCACUCUCAAGGCGGUCAGCGAUGCCCGCACGCCGCCACCGCCGCCGUCGCCGAAGCAGGAGAAGCAACCAGACCAGCAACAGCAGUAGCUGCGGUCGAUGUUGACCGCACUGCACGGCAAGCCGCUGUCGACGCGACUGGUUGCCUCAUGGCCUGGCGGUGGAGGCAGCGGUGGUUGAGGCGACAGCGCAGCUGCAGCCUCUGUUGUGUCUGUGCCGGUCAGCCGAUUGCUGGCGCCUAGGCUAGUGGCGGCCGGGCUGGUGGCGGCCGGGCUGGUGGCGGCAAGGCGGGCGAUGUAGGGGAACUGCCGCCUUCAUGGCGCUCUGAUCCGCGCUGGCGCGGAUCAGAGCAGCAUGUGCGGGAUCCAGUGCUGGGGGUGUCGGCGGAGGCAGGUGGCGGUGGCGGGGCGUGUGCGCAUCUACUUGGUCCCAAACGAGCGAUGCAAGUGAAGCUGGAAACGUCUUGCUUACAAGAGGGGGCCAGUGUGAUACGCAUCAGUCCACGGCAUCAGUCCCAAGUCGAU